Molecule: messenger RNA, 717 nt
Organism: Tetrahymena thermophila SB210
Lineage: Eukaryota; Ciliophora; Oligohymenophorea; Hymenostomatida; Tetrahymenidae
Product: transmembrane protein, putative
Exons: 1
Source: RefSeq, a predicted model, not a curated record
AUGGAUUAAAACUAGCAAUUGCUCUCUACAAAUGAAAACUCAAAAUUAAGUUUUGAGUAAUUUAUUAAAGAAAAGUAUUGCUGCUGCAAUAUUUUUAAAAUUUUUAUUGGAGUUGCAAAUAUUAUAUGCGCUUUGAUUGUAGGCAUUUCUUUUGCCUCUAUGAAAUCAGCUUGUAAGGAUGGAGGAUCAAUUGCAGGUGCUGUAAUUUGUUUUUUAUCUAUCCCUUUAGUUGCAGGUGCUCUGUUUUACAAUUAAAAGAAAAACCCUUCAUGUGCUACGUCUUUUUUUAUAAUAGCAGGUGUAGGAGCUACAUGUUUAAUAGGUUUAGUAAUAUGUGUUUCUACAGUUGGCUACAAUUAUGAUCUGAAAGUGGUUUGCAAUUAUCAAAUAUGCUAAAAUAAUGAAGAGCCUAUUUAUGGACCAGCUAGAUUAGUUAUAGAUGUAGAAACUGAUAGUUCAUUCUCAUGCACAUCUGCAUCAGAGCAAAGUAUUCUAAAUGAAGUCUAAAAAGUGUAUUUAUAUGAGUGCAAUAGUUGCGAUAAGGAUAAUAUUGUAAUUUAAAAUGCUAGAACUUAUCUAAUUUUAUCUCUCUUCCCAACUAUAUUAAUAGCCGUAAUCACAAUAAAUACUUUGUCAUUCACACCAGUGUUCAAAAAAAUUAUUAAUGACAAAUACUCAAAAUAUUUAUAGAGCUAAAAUAAUCCAUUAAGUUAAUGA